Messenger RNA from Lampris incognitus (smalleye Pacific opah), 481 nucleotides. RefSeq names its product C-X-C motif chemokine 2-like. Gene Ontology annotation, biological process: neutrophil chemotaxis; inflammatory response; chemokine-mediated signaling pathway. Gene Ontology annotation, molecular function: chemokine activity; CXCR chemokine receptor binding. Gene Ontology annotation, cellular component: extracellular region. Lineage: Eukaryota; Metazoa; Chordata; Actinopteri; Lampriformes; Lampridae. The transcript is spliced from 4 exons. The record is from RefSeq and is a predicted model, not a curated record. Bases 100 to 417 code for a protein of 105 amino acids.
UCGAACAUCCAAAGGCUGCAACUAACCAGUAAAGUCAAUAAUCAGCCUCAAGUGUCAUUAGUGGUUUUUACUCGGUGAGCGCUACCAUUCAGGAGAAACAUGAAUACUGCCAUCGCAUCUGCCGUCCUUCUUCUCUGUGUUGUCGUCUGCACUUCAGAGGGCCACCGACUGCCCACGCAGCCCCGUUGUCUUUGUGUGAGUGUAAGCAAAAGCCUGACCAGGAAAACACUCAGCCAGAUCGACACCGUGAAGCGGUAUGGGCCUCGCCCCCACUGCAGCCAGACAGAGGUCAUUAUGACACUGAAGAAUGGGAGCCAACUGUGUUUGGAUCCAACUGCAAAAUUCACAGAAACAGUCCUGAAAGUAGUAAAACGCGCAUCAACCCUGAGACAGCCAACUAAAAAACAACACCAGUAACAAGGCCGGUAACAAGACCGGUAACAGCACAGUAACAAGACCGGUAACAGCACCAGUAACAAGA